AUGGAAAAAUUAAUCAUAGAAGAAAAAAAGAUUGAUGGGAUUAAAACUUUAAAUGAUGAUGAAUUUCAACCUUCAAAUUAUUCUUCACUUGUCGAUCCUAGUAAUAAUCCUACUACCAAUCAAACCAAUCGAGCAGAAAAAAAAUUAAUUGCAAAAUUAGAUAGAAUCAUUCUUCCUUUUACUGCACUUCUUUAUCUUUCUGCUUAUUUAGAUAGAGGUAAUUUGGGUAAUGCUAAAUUACAAGGAUUAAAAGCUCAACUUUUAGGAAAUAACGAUAUUAAAUUUUCAGUUGUACUUUGCGCGUUUUAUAUUACCUACAUAGUCUUUUCAAUUCCUGGAACUCUUUUAUCAAGAGCUAUUACUCCAAGUACUUCAAUGGCAUUAGGAGCCAUGAUUUGGUCAAUUGCUGCAAGCGCGAUGGCCUCAGCUCAAAAUUAUCCAAGUUUGGUUGUUUGUAGAUUAUUCAUUGGUUUAGGUGAAGCAUUGUUUGGUCAAACCGUUUCAUUUUAUUUUAGUUUAUGGUAUAAGAAAAAUGAAGUAAGUAAACGGAUUGCAAUCUUUAUUGGAGCUGGUACUUUAGCUGGUGCAUUUGGUGGAUUGAUUGCAUUUGGAGUUUCAAAUAUUAAAUCUUCUUCUAUAUCAACUUGGAGGAUUUUGUUUCUUAUUGAAGGUUUACCUUCGGUUCUUUUGGCUAUUGCUCUUUUCUUUUGUUUACCUACUAAACCUGAGAAAACUAAAUAUCUUAAUGAAACUGAAAGAGAAUUAUUAUUGAAUCGAUUAAAACAAGAUGGAUUACAUGAGAGUUCUAAUAAAAUCGAUUGGAAUGGGGUUAAAAGAGCAUUUACUGAUUGGAAAACAUAUGUGAUUUCUGUCUUAUAUAGUUGUAUGAAUUUAACACUAGGAAGUGUUAGUGGUUUCUUACCUACAAUAAUUUCAUCAAUGGGUUAUAGUGAUGCAUCAGCUCAACUACAUACUGUACCACCAUAUGCAGUCGCCUUAGUCUUUAUGAUCUCUUUAUCUACUAUUUCUGAUAAACUUAGUAGUAGAGGAUUACCGAUCGUAUCGGUCUUUUCGAUCUCUUCUAUAGGUUGGUUAAUCCUUUUAUUAGUCGAAACCAAUCAACAUGUUAGAUAUUUUGCUACUUUUUGUGUUGUGAUUGGUGGUUAUGCGGCUAUUCCUUUGAUUAUUGGUUGGGUUAGUAAUAAUACGCCUAAUCAGAGUCAACGUGCAGUUUCAUUAGGAAUGUUAAACACAGUUGGUCAAUGUUUAUCAAUCCUUGCUGCAUUUAUCUUUCCUGAAUCAGAAAAACCUGGAUGGAAAACUGGCUUUGGAACCAACUUGGCAUUUAAUCUUUUAGCCAUCUUAAUCAGUUUGUGUAUGACAAGUUAUUAUCGAUUAGAGAAUCGUAAACGUGAUCGACAAAACCUUGGAACAGAGAAAUCGAUUGAAUCUGAUUAUGAUUUAUCACCUAGUUUGUCAUACUAUUUCAUCUUCUUUUGA
Molecule: messenger RNA, 1500 nt
Organism: Melampsora larici-populina 98AG31
Lineage: Eukaryota; Fungi; Basidiomycota; Pucciniomycetes; Pucciniales; Melampsoraceae
Exons: 12
Coding region: 1-1500 (499 amino acids)
Biological process (GO): transmembrane transport
Cellular component (GO): membrane
Molecular function (GO): transmembrane transporter activity
Source: RefSeq, a predicted model, not a curated record